Messenger RNA from Pieris rapae (cabbage white), 419 nucleotides. RefSeq lists its product as uncharacterized. Lineage: Eukaryota; Metazoa; Arthropoda; Insecta; Lepidoptera; Pieridae. The coding region runs from base 72 to 371 and encodes 99 amino acids. The record is from RefSeq and is a predicted model, not a curated record. The transcript is spliced from 2 exons.
CUCGUCUCUGUGGUUUGUGUUUAUGAUAGAGAAAUGACAAUGACAAUGAAAAUAAUAAAACUUUUGAAAUAAUGGCGAAAUUACUCAGUUUUAUAAUUCUAACAAUUUCACUUUAUACCUUUACUUACCAGCAAAGCUGGCCUGGCUGGAGUAAAGAUUCUAUGGAGGCCUUGAAUUUGACCUGUGAUAAAGCAGAAUGCAGUCCACCUUGCAACUACGCUGCACCACCCACUUACUGUCCCACCAUUUUGCCGAACUGCUCAAGCGGCUGUGUCUGCAUGCUACAGUGUCAAGCACCGGUCAUAACCUGCUUCAAGCUCAAAUAUUGUCAAAAGAAGAGAUGGUUUUUGCGUCAGAAGAAAGAAAAUUGAGUGUGGAGCUUCCAUAAUGUACAUGAUUACUUUGAGCGUUUGUGAAAU